AUGUGGUUUGAGAUUCUCCCCGGGGUUGCUGUCAUGGCCGCAUGCUUGUUCAUCCUGGGAAUGGCCACUGCACGCAUCCACAGGUUCACUAAUGGGGGCAAGGAAAAAAGGGUUGCCCAUUAUUCAUAUCAGUGGAACUUGGUGGAAAGAGAUAGGCACAUCUCUGGGGCUGAUCGUUACUAUGUGCCAAAGGGUUUGGAGAAUAUUGACUAA
Molecule: messenger RNA, 213 nt
Organism: Balaenoptera acutorostrata (minke whale)
Lineage: Eukaryota; Metazoa; Chordata; Mammalia; Artiodactyla; Balaenopteridae
Product: NADH dehydrogenase [ubiquinone] 1 alpha subcomplex subunit 1-like
Exons: 1
Coding region: 1-213 (70 amino acids)
Source: RefSeq, a predicted model, not a curated record